AUGGGUAUCUUUAUAAAGACGUUCCUGGCAGCCGUAAUAACGGCUGUCUUUACAAUAAAUUCGACAAAUAAUCUAGUAGAAGCAAGAUUGGAACGACAUCCAAGUGGAAGUAACCGUUCUCCAGGACCGAUGAAGUCAGAUGCCCCGCGACAUCAUAGCGCCUUCUUCUCUAGGGACCCACAGAAACUCACAGGACACACAAAAGCUUCAGAUACUGUAAAACUUAACCUACCUGCAAGAACCACCUUUGGACCAUUGGAAAGUGACACUGUCAAGAAGAUAGUAGCUGUUGCUGGGACUACUGCAAUAGCUUCGGCAAUUUGUUAUGCAUAUGUAAGGAGGGUCAUGUGGCAUCAUCUAUAUGGACGAUAUGUGCGUCCCGAUGCUCCAGGUAUCGCAGAUGUACUAGGACAUGUUCUAUACACUAAAGAAGAUCCCAACAGGGUAGCUCUUAGGAGGAGGACCAUACUUGAUUUCUUCAGGGCACUAGUUAUACCAUUACUUGAAAAGUGCCCAUGGAUCAGGGGACUACUUAAAAGUAAUUUAAGACGCAUACCUAUCGGUGAUGCUAUCGAAGAUGGAUCAGUUACUGCAUUGUAUUUCCACUCAAACAAUGUUCAGCGUCUGUUGCGGGAAAAGGGAUAUCGUGAUUUCACUCAAAAUCUUAUGAAGAUACAAGAAGCUAUGCGUGCAAGUGGACGUAAAUUCCAAGUAGUAUACAUCAAUGUUGACCAAAAACAGGUUGACGGAGUCGAUCAUUUUAAAGAUAUGCCCUGGUACGCAUUGCCGUUCGAUGACAAGACGCGCAUAUCGCAACUAUGCCAACUAUAUGAUAUCACUGGCAUACCCAGCGUAGUGCUUGUAAACUCCGAUGGUAGUGUUAUUAACGAUCGUGCUCUAUACCUCAUGGCACACAAACCAAACGACUUCCCAUGGAAAGUAGAAAGUGCUCUGGACCUCAUACCAGAAACACUAGUUAAUGGAAACAAUCAAGUGGUACCCAAAUCAGCACUUGAAGGGAAAAUUGUGGCACUAUACUUCGGUGCUGGAUGGACACGUUCCAGCAAAGACUUUAGUGAAAAGUUGCAAGAGUACCACAGAGCUGUUGGGGAGAAGACCGACGGAAGAUUUGAAGUUGUAUACGUUUCAAACGACAAAAAUCAAACGGAUUUCGAAAAGGAACUAUAUGAUCAUAAUGGUAAUUGGUUAUCAGUGCCAUUUGAAGAGACAGAUGCCAGGUUAAUCUUACAGCAGUACCUCAAGGUACCAGUUAUGCCGGCCCUAGUACUGCUCGAUCCCAGUGGAAAUGUAAUCACACCAGAUGGAAGGUUCUAUGUUGAAGCUGAUCGUGGUGCAAAUGCACUACCAUACGCAUCAUACCUCAACAGAAACGGUAAACAGCUCGUUGAAGAUGUCGCUGUAAACGUUGAUGCUUUUGCACAUCAGCCUGUUGUUAUAGUAUUCGCCGAUGACGUGGAGGUUGAGGAGCGAAAAGCUGCAGAGAAGCAGUUGGCUGACGCAGCUGAAAGUCACGCCAGCCAUAGGAAGGGUCGUGAACUGAAGUUCUUUAUCUCCAAGACAACGGACAAACGCAGCGAAGCUGUACGUACCAUUUGCGGAGUCUCCCGAAACGGAAAACCACAGGUAGUUAUACUCGACCUACUUGCACAAAAGAUCUAUUAUGACCCGAAACUCAAUACUAUUGACCAGAAUUCAAUCCUUGCUCUGGUCGAUGGAUACUAUACCGGGAAGCUUAAGAUGCGUGCGAUCACUAUGCCAAACUGA
Messenger RNA from Babesia sp. Xinjiang, 1785 nucleotides. It is a transcript of the gene nxn, whose product is annotated as Nucleoredoxin. Lineage: Eukaryota; Apicomplexa; Aconoidasida; Piroplasmida; Babesiidae. The transcript has a single exon. The coding region runs from base 1 to 1785 and encodes 594 amino acids. The record is from RefSeq and is a predicted model, not a curated record.